Messenger RNA from Symsagittifera roscoffensis, 1983 nucleotides. RefSeq names its product heat shock 70 kDa protein 12A-like. The coding region runs from base 1 to 1983 and encodes 660 amino acids. The transcript has a single exon. Lineage: Eukaryota; Metazoa; Xenacoelomorpha; Acoela; Convolutidae. The record is from RefSeq and is a predicted model, not a curated record.
AUGGCCGAAAAGUCAAACGGCGUUAUGGUCAAUUUAAACAACAUGUCAAUACACGGCGACUCGGAUGUGGACUCGCCAAUGGGCUUCGCGCCAUUCCACCCUGAAGCAGACGAGCAACCGUAUGACAAGCAAUUAGUCAGUGUCGAUGUCGACACUCGUAAAUUCAUCGUAGUUGUAGCUAUCGACUUUGGAACUGCCUACAGUGGAUAUGCCUUCAGUUUCACUCGAGACCCAUCAUCUAUUCAUAUCAUGAGACGCUGGGAGGGCGGGGAUCCAGGAGUCGUGAACCAGAAGUCGCCCACUAUCCUCCUUCUGGACCCGAACGCAAAGUUUCACUCUUUCGGGUACGCAGCCCGAGACUACUUCCAUGACUUAGAGCCACAAGAAGCAAAGAAGUGGCUUUACUUCGACAAGUUCAAAAUGAUGCUCUAUGACGUCAGUGAAAUAAACAACGAGACCAUGAUUAAAGCUCUGAAUGGGCGCGAAAUUCCAGCGUUUAAAGUCUUCUCAUAUGCGCUGAAGUUUUUCAAAGAACACGUGAUCGAAGAGUUAAAUGAUCAAUCCUCGACCGCGAAGAUAACCCUGCAAGAUGUUAAAUGGGUCCUUACAGUGCCGGCAAUCUGGAAAGAGUCUUCGAAGCAGUUUAUGCGGAAGGCAGCAUACGAAGCGGGUAUGGCUGACUCUUCAAGCGAGGACAGACUAUUGAUCGCACUCGAACCAGAAGCAGCCUCUAUAUACUGCCGUAGACUUAGAAAAGUUGAACUUGCUGCGAACUCGAAACAUAACAGACUCGCGCCAGACCCUUUUAGCGACGUUAUUGCUGAUAUUCCUGAAAGACUAAGACCUGCUGCUAGUUUGGACGACGGAUCUAGAUAUGUUGUCUUGGACUGCGGAGGCGGAACUGUAGACGUUACUGUUCAUGAGAUGGACGCUGAUACAGGAUGUCUGAAAGAACUUAUGAAGGCCUCUGGGGGUCCAUAUGGUUCCGUGGCUGUCGACUUGGCAUUUGAAAGUCUUUUGAAACAAAUAUUUACUGCAGAGUUCAUAGAACAAUACAAGCUGAAGCGACCUGCUGGUUGGGUCGAUCUUCUGACUGCGUUUGAGUCCCGCAAGCGAAGCGCGUCCCCGAACAAAGAAAUGAAUAUAAACGUAUCAAUACCGUUCUCUUUCUUCGACUAUUACAAAAGAGUCAAAAGUCAUACGGUCGAAAGUGCGAUUAAAAAGUUUGACUCCAAAGAUAUCAAAUGGUCGCAUGAAGGAAUGCUGCGAAUAACUCCAGCUGGCAUCAGAGCACUUUUCGAGCCUACAAUCACCGAAAUUCAGAAAAUCAUUGACAAUGUGCUGUCCACUGUGGGAAACCUUCAUUUCAUUUUUCUAGUUGGAGGCUUUGCAGAGUCUCCUGUUUUACAGCAGGCAGUUCGAAACUCCAACGAGCCCAACGGGAUUCAAGUUAUAAUCCCCGAAUCCACAAGUCUGUGUGUUUUGAAGGGAGCCGUGUAUUUUGGUUUGGAUCCCAACAUAAUCAAGAUCAGAAGGCCCAAGUUGACGUAUGGGGUGGGGGUGUUGAACAAAUUUGUAGCCUCGAAACACGACCGGAAAAAAUUGGUUGUCGGUAAAGACGGAACAGAAUGGGUCACAGAUAUUUUUGACCCCUUUGUCAAGACAGGUCAGGCGAUUUCUCAAGGUCAAAUCGUGACCCGAAGUUACACACCGGCUAAGUCAAAUCAAAAGGUGAUGGAGAUCAACGUGUACGCGUCCGAUAAUGAGUCAGUGACCUAUAUCACAGACAAGGGUGUGCGACGAUGUGCAACUAUGAAAGUUGAUUUGACGGGUCUUUCUCCAAUUAAGGCUUCAAGCACAGGGUCGAGAAGGAGACGGGAGUUGCAGCUGACCAUGCAGUUUGGAAACACAGAGGUGAAAGUCAUGGCUUAUGACGUUACAACUGGCAAGUUGAUCAAAGCGGAUAUUGACUUCCUUUCAUGA